Messenger RNA from Oppiella nova, 852 nucleotides. The record is from the annotation of a GenBank genome assembly. Lineage: Eukaryota; Metazoa; Arthropoda; Arachnida; Sarcoptiformes; Oppiidae.
AUGAGAGUCAGCGCAGAGUCGCGGCAGAGGGCGCGCUUCGGCCGCCGCCAGUCGGGCGCCGACUCACCGACACUUCGGCCGCCGUUCGCCGAAGAAGUGGACCGAAUUAGGGCCGAAGAAGUGGUCGCAGAGGCGGAGAGCGAGCGACGCGUCGUUUUGGGCCGUAAUAUAUCGAGAAUGACCUCUUCGGCGGCGAUCGACGCCUUGGAUGCGUUGGUGAGCGCGACGACCGUCCAGGAGGUGCUCCGGAAGUACGAGCGGCUGCAGGAAGGGCUGUCUUUGCGUCCAUUCGUCGGUCAAUUGGAGUUCUUUUGGAAACUCAAACAAAAACUCGUUUCAAAACAAUUGCAGAAAUUCUCGAAGAUUUCGGCGAUUCUUCAGAAACUGGAAAAACGCGCGCAAAACAGACAAUACCUCGGAAACCGUGCGCUCGUCGGUCAGCGCGUUCUCGUCAUCGGCGGCGGGAUUUCCGGUCUUCGCGUCGCCACAGAACUCCUUCUUCUCGGCGCUUCCGUGCUUUGCGUGGAGAAGAGGAAUCAGUUUACGCGCAAUAAUGUGAUCCACUUGUGGCCGAACGUCAUCUCCGAUAUGAAGAGUUUGGGCGCAAAGCGCUUCUACGGCCAGUUCUGCGUCGGCGCCAUCGAUCACAUCGCCAUCCGCGCGCUGCAACUCAUUCUACUGAAGAUCGCGCUUCUUCUGGGACUCCGUUUCCGUCCGAACAUUACUUUCCAAGAGCUCUGUCCGCGACUUCUCGCCCAAAAAGACGGCGUCUGCGCAGACGCACAACACUGCGACUGUUGCUGUCAUUCGCACGGAUUCGGCGGUCAGUCACGUGUCCUCUCAUUACUAUAA